Molecule: messenger RNA, 2065 nt
Organism: Cercocebus atys (sooty mangabey)
Lineage: Eukaryota; Metazoa; Chordata; Mammalia; Primates; Cercopithecidae
Gene: RMDN2
Product: regulator of microtubule dynamics 2
Exons: 11
Coding region: 303-1562 (419 amino acids)
Cellular component (GO): mitotic spindle pole; spindle microtubule; cytoplasm
Molecular function (GO): microtubule binding
Source: RefSeq, a predicted model, not a curated record
AAAUUAUCUGUGUGGAAGCACAUUUGUUUUAUACUCUUAUAAAACUCAAACAUAGCUUGAACUGUUAGUCUUUUAUUGUGUUUGUUUAAAACCUAUCUGCUCCAUUGAUUCUAUUUUUUUCUAGUUAAUUUUCGUGGUUCAGAAAUAAUAUUUCAGCUCUGAGCAUCUUUGCUCAGUGAACACUCUCCUUCCCACCUCCUUGUUGAUGCUUUCCAAAUCUCCCACAUGUUGUGGGUGCAUCCAAGAGUUAAGAACAGGGUGUCAAGAGUUAAGAAAGGUGACAGUUUUCACUUCCUAACUGGAUGAUCACUGGAAACAAAAACCAAGAAAUGCCUCAUUCCACAAACAAAGAGCUGAUAUUUGGCAUCAUGGUGGGCACUGCUGGAAUCAGCUUGCUGCUCUUGUGGUACCACAAGGUCCGUAAACCAGAGAGAGCAAUGAAGUUACCUAAAUUUCUUUCUCUGGAUAAUACAUUUAAUUCAAUAACUUUGCAAGAUGAAAUACAUAAUGACCAAGGAACAACAGUGAUCUUUCAAGAAAGGCAACUUCAGAUACUGGAGAAGUUAAACGAAUUACUGACAAAUAUGGAAGAACUCAAAGAGGAAAUCAGAUUUCUUAAAGAAACUGUUCCAAAGCUGGAGGAAUAUAUACAAGAUGAACUUGGAGGGAAAAUAACUGUUCAUAAGGUAAGCCCUCAGCACAGAGCAAGAAAAAGAAGACUCCCUACAAUUCAAAGUUCAGCAACAAGUAAUAGUUCAGAGGAAGCAGAAAGUGAAGGAGGGUAUAUUACAGCUAAUACUGACACAGAAGAACAGAGUUUCCCAGUCCCUAAGGCAUUUAACACACGUGUAGAGGAAUUAAAUUUAGAUGUCCUUCUUCAGAAGGUAGAUCAUUUACGUAUGAGCGAGUCUGGCAAGUCGGAGAGUUUUGAACUACUUUGUGACCACAAAGAAAAGUUUAGAGAUGAAAUAGAGUUUAUGUGGCGAUUUGCUCGUGCUUAUGGAGACAUGUAUGAACUAUCUACAAACACACAAGAAAAGAAACAUUAUGCUAAUAUUGGAAGAACUUUAAGUGAAAGGGCUAUUAAUAGAGCACCCAUGAAUGGACAUUGUCAUCUGUGGUAUGCAGUUUUGUGUGGCUAUGUAUCUGAGUUUGAGGGUUUACAAAACAAAAUCAACUAUGGCCACCUCUUCAAGGAACAUCUAGAUAUAGCAAUCAAACUUUUACCAGAGGAACCCUUUCUAUAUUACCUCAAAGGAAGAUACUGUUAUACUGUCUCAAAACUGAGCUGGAUUGAGAAAAAAAUGGCUGCUACUCUGUUUGGAAAGAUACCAUCUUCAACUGUGCAAGAAGCUUUACACAAUUUCCUUAAGGCUGAAGAACUAUGCCCUGGUUAUUCUAAUCCCAAUUACAUGUACUUAGCAAAGUGUUAUGCUGAUCUUGAGGAAAACCAGAAUGCUUUGAAGUUCUGUAAUUUGGCAUUAUUGCUUCCUACUGUUACCAAAGAGGAUAAAGAGGCACAGAAAGAGAUGCAAAAAAUAAUGACUUCCUUGAAGAGGUAAAUAACCGAAUUUACUCUUCAACAAAUCAGACGUGAUCUACCAAAAUUUAAACGAAUCAAAGUUUUAUUAUCCUUUUCUUCAUUUUUGAUGUAAGGGUAUUGUGCUCAGAUUUGAAGGUAAAGCCAUGUUUCUGCAGAAUGCAUUCCACUAGUAGCACUACAAAAUUAAUUAUGUUAUUUGGAGAAUCUAUAUACUAUAAUGUCAAUACAUAAUCUAUAAACAUGUAUGCUUUGUAUUUUUCUUAUCAAUAAACUGCAGCCUUCAGAAUAUUUCUUUAAAUAUUUAAAUCCAACAAAAUGAAUUUUCAUAAGUAUUUUAUUGUUUCAAUGGAGACUUCAUAAAACAAAAUAAUUUCAUUAAUGUGGAUGAAAAAUGGAAAACUGAGCAAAGGACAUGAACAAGUUGUUGGCAGAAGAGAAAAAAGCAAACAGAUGUAGUAUUGUAACUGGUAAUCAAAAGAUGUGAAUAAAAUUACAAUAAAAUACUCUUUUACCAUCAAACUA